AUGAGUAACAUCCUACCUCCAAAUCUACGCAGAAACGAGGCUCUUCUUAGAGAAUUUGAUAAAAUAAUAGCUACCCCAAGGCUACCGGUUCAUGGAACACUUCCUGCUUUACAGGUGAAUAGACUUAAGUCGAGGAAUCCACCUUUGCGAACAGCUGAACAACUAAAAAGCAGACGUUUUUUACGUAAAAAGAGUCCCAUCCCCAGAGUUAACCUAUGGUACAUACUGGAACAACUUAAUGUGAAUGACUGUCUCAUAAAUUUAAUUAAGUUGCUGUACAACAACAACACAGCUCGUGUUAAGAGCGGUAACAAACUGUCUGAGGUGGCCAUAGCUCAAGAUGAUUUCAACCUUGAAUUCAUGAUGAGCAGGUUAAAUACGGCAUACACGGAAUGGGGCCUUACUGUGAACAUUGAUAAAACGGAAUACCUAGUGACCAAUUCAGAUGAUAAAUUUGACAUUUUUAUUACUGACAAUGCAAAGCUUAGACAGGUUGAAUGGUUUAAAUAUUUGGGGGCACGAGCACUGAAUGGCAUCUGGUGGGACAGAAACAUAAGACCAAACACAAAACUACAUAUUGGAAGAGCCGUAGUGGAGUCCGUAGUAACUUAUGGGUGUGAAGUUUGGACCUUAAAAGCUGAACAAAAACUAGCUUUGAAUGCACUCGAAAUGUACUGUUUGAAAUGCAGUGCGAGAGUAACUAAACUGGACAGAGUUAGGAACGUGGAAAUCAGAGCCAAAAUGGAUGCCACACAGACAAUAGUGGAUAGAGUCGAACAGAGGGGCCUUAAGUGGUUUGGACACUUGCUACGCAUGGAACACCAAAGAUGGUCCUACCGUAUAUACAGAUGGUCACCUCCUGGAAAAAGGAAAAGAGGACGGCCUAGAAGAUCCUGGAAUGAGGCCAUCAGAAAAGUAAUGGAGGACCGUAACUUGGAAGAGGAAGAUGUUCUUGAUCGUAACAGGUGGCGGUUAGGCGUGGGGAUGCGACAUUCAGAAAUUGUAAAACCUUGUAUGCCUCCAGAUGCUGUCCCUCCACUGCUUGAAAUAGGCUCUGUCAUUACAACGGCUCGUUCUGGAACACUUACAGCACCUUUUUCGCAAUCUCUAUUUUAUUGUUGA
Molecule: messenger RNA, 1122 nt
Organism: Sitophilus oryzae (rice weevil)
Lineage: Eukaryota; Metazoa; Arthropoda; Insecta; Coleoptera; Curculionidae
Exons: 5
Coding region: 1-1122 (373 amino acids)
Source: RefSeq, a predicted model, not a curated record